UAGCGCAGGGCCGCCUCUCCCCCGCCCUCAGGCCGGGCCCGGGCUCGGUCCCCCGCUCCCUUCUCUCCCCACCCCGGUCGGGUACCGGAAGGUCCAAGCCGCUGCCGGGUGCCCGAGGGCCAUCGUGGCCGCCGCCACGGGUCCUGAUGGAGCCGCCGAAUCUCUAUCCGGUGAAGCUCUACGUGUACGACCUGUCCAAGGGCUUGGCCCGGCGGCUCAGCCCCAUCAUGCUGGGGAAACAACUGGAAGGCAUCUGGCACACCUCUAUAGUUGUACACAAGGAUGAGUUCUUCUUCGGCAGUGGCGGUAUUUCCAGCUGUCCCCCGGGAGGGACAUUGCUUGGGCCCCCAGACACUGUGGUUGAUGUGGGGAGCACAGAAGUCACAGAAGAAAUCUUUCUGGAAUACCUGUCCUCCCUGGGGGAGUCUCUGUUCCGAGGAGAAGCCUACAACCUCUUUGAACACAACUGUAACACCUUUAGCAAUGAAGUGGCACAGUUCCUGACUGGGCGGAAGAUCCCUUCUUACAUCACUGACCUGCCCUCUGAAGUUCUCUCAACGCCCUUUGGACAAGCACUUCGGCCCUUCCUGGACUCCAUCCAGAUUCAGCCUCCUGGAGGGAACUCUGUGGGCAGACCCAAUGGCCAAAGCUAACAGGACUGCACGGGACCGCCCGCCUCUCCAGGGCUUUUCCUUUUUAAACAAAACAAACCCUACCAGAUUUCUAUUUUAUAAUUUUACAUCAGAGCUAACGGGGACGGCUUUUUAAAUUUCCCAGGGAAGGAGCUUGUCAGGCUGCACGUAGGACAAUGCUCCUAAGAAACAGAACAAAUGCCACCCCUUCUAAUAGUAUUAUACUAAUUUAUUAAGGCUGUCUUGUCUGUGAGUUCACUUUUGACGCUGUUGCCUGAGCGUCCUCUACACUGGAGAGAGAGGGGGCGCUUUUUAAACAGAAAGCAAGAGUCACAAUCUGGGAGAAUCCCGUCCUGGACCCUCUUUCCAAAGGAUACCCACAUUCCACCUAGGUUGCCGCACCUGUGGGACCUGGGUAAGGUUUUUUUUUUUUUUUUUUUUUUUUUUUCCAAGACAGGUUUUCUCUGUGUAGCCUGGCUAUCCUGGAACUCACUCUGUAGACCAGGCUGGCCUUGAACUCAUAGAGAUCUGCCUGCCUGUGCCUCUCUGCCUCCCGAGUGCUGGGAUUAAAGGUGUGCACCAUCACCCAGCCUGGGUGAGUUUUUUACUGACCAUAACGCUGGAGCAGUCACCCUAUAGCAGCAAAUGAGCCAAAGGAUUUGGUGUACAUGGAGCCAGCUGUAGGCUGACUGACUGACUCAACCUAAGUGAACUCUUUAGCCACAAUUUUACCCCCACCCCCAAACAAGGCCACUGGUGGGAGCUGGAGCAGCCAUAGCCUCAGGAUCAAAGGACAGUGGCAGCAAGGAUGAGGGCAGAGAAGACAGGAUAAAGCCAUUCAUUCCUCCUACAACUAGAUUCAGUGCCAGUCCUCUCUGCCUGCCUCUAAGCUGCUCUUCCUCAGCAAUAAUGUGACCUGUCACCAUUAAUGAAGGUCUAGGCUGCAGUGGCAGAGACCUGGGCCUUCUCUCUGCAAAUAAUGACAUCAGUUUAUUUAUAGUUAGUAGAGCCAGCCACCCAAACCAGUAUGAACUUGUCAGCUAGGUACCAAGGAGACAUGAUUGUUCCCUCCAGGAACGUAUCUCUGAUGUAGAGAGAAUACCACAAUGAUGUAGAUUAAAGGUGGCAAGAAAAUUUAAGAGUUGUCUCCAGUAGAGAUUUUCACAUUGUCCUUCAAGUGUCUUGAACAGACAUUGUCAUUCUGACCUUAAGAGGUGUUGGACAUUUUUCUAGUGAUGUGCUGCUAGGUUUCAUCAGCAGGAAUCAUCUAGAAGUCUAUGAUGUAGACUCUAGAAUCUAGAAGGAACUUAAGUUUCCCUUUAUUGGUAUUAGCCUCCUACUAGCUAAUUUGGGGACUGGAUGUGGAGUAGGGGACUCAGAGCAAGCACCUGAGACUCAGCUCCACAUCCGUGGGAGCCCCUGCCAUGGUUCCCUACCACUUCUAAAACUUGAGCUCAACUGCUCCUUCUGGGGCGGCCGUUCCUCCCUGAAAGCUGCUGCUGGCUCAUACUUGCCCAUACCCACCUGUCUUUGCCAGUAGCCCUAUCAGUUAGCAUUAUCAGGAUCUGCCUCAAGCGCUGACCUGUUCUCUAACCAGGGCCAAGUCCAGCUGGGAUGUCAGGUGAUGUUUUGGAACUUGAAAGUUGGGAUCAAAUGAGUCUCAGUGGUUUGCAAGUGUGUAUGACAAUGACAAAUUAGUGUGAAAACCAACAGAGAUUAUUUACUAUUGGUCUGUUGACAGAAUGGGGCCAGAAGGGUGAGUGUUUAAAGCUUGGCUUCUGGAUAGGUAGAGAUUGCUGGAAGCCAGCACUUUUUCAUUUGCCUGGUCCCAGCUGCUAUCAUCUCUGCCUAGAGCUCUCCUGACACCUGACAGGUGCUGGGCUGAUUUUCCCACAUGACCAGAUUCAUCUGGUUUUUCUCCUCAAAGCAGUAUCUCAGAUGCCAUGAUACUCUGAGAAGUUUGUCUGAGAAUUUUAGUUACUUGGUUGCUUGAAUAGCCUCUUGUCAUGUCCAGCAGCUAUCCGUGUUGAUGCCUGUGCCCAUGGCUCGCAGGGAGAUAGGAGGACUGGACAGCUUCUCAGACCUCUGCAGGAAGGCAAGCUCUUCCUCCCCUAUGCAAAUCCCAUCGGCACCAGAAUUGUAGGCCAUGAACCUCAUGUCCCGCCUGCACAUAUCUCAGGAGCAUACUACUAAUGACCAACUGACUCCUCCUGGGCAUGUACAAGCCAGCAGAAAAGGACCUGAGUCAUGUUGUUCAUGUCAUGUGACAGAUACCCUGUAGAGUUCCAUUGGUCAAGGGACAAGGGAAGUGGAGGCAUGAGACCAUAGUCCUUUCCUAGACAAAAUGAAGCGUGUUUCUUUGAGAUUUUUUUUUCAUUACUUCCUUGGAGUCAAAUUAUGUCUAAUAUGGAGGUGUUUGCUAGUUUUCAUUGGCAUUUUUUCUAAUGCAAUAAACUCAUUUAUGCUGC
Molecule: messenger RNA, 3100 nt
Organism: Phodopus roborovskii (desert hamster)
Lineage: Eukaryota; Metazoa; Chordata; Mammalia; Rodentia; Cricetidae
Gene: Desi1
Product: desumoylating isopeptidase 1
Exons: 6
Coding region: 147-653 (168 amino acids)
Biological process (GO): protein modification by small protein removal
Molecular function (GO): peptidase activity
Source: RefSeq, a predicted model, not a curated record